Pseudozyma hubeiensis SY62 is the source of this 873-nucleotide messenger RNA. RefSeq names its product potential tRNA wobble position adenosine deaminase subunit. Gene Ontology annotation, molecular function: guanosine deaminase activity; zinc ion binding. NCBI's taxonomy places the organism in Eukaryota, Fungi, Basidiomycota, Ustilaginomycetes, Ustilaginales, Ustilaginaceae. The transcript has 2 exons. Gene Ontology annotation, biological process: purine nucleoside catabolic process. The record is from RefSeq and is a predicted model, not a curated record. Bases 1 to 873 code for a protein of 290 amino acids.
AUGCUCUUGACCAAGAUCGCACUUGCCGUACUAGCGGUCGCACAAGCGGAAGCGUACAGAGAGGACAUUCACCCAGAGUUUCACUCUGGACUCUCGAUUAACUCGGUACCAGCUACGGAUCGCGACCAUUGGAUGCGACUGGCCAACUCUGCCAUCUACUAUCCCCCCGUGUCGCACCCAUGUCCACAAGCGCCGUUCGGUACCGCAAUAGUCAACACGACAUCGAAUGAGCUCAUCUGCGCCAUCGCCAACCGCGUCGGGUCCACUGGAGACCCGACUCAGCACGGCGAAAUCACAGCGAUCCAGCACUGCACGAACGUUCUGCACAAGAAAGGUCUCUCGCCGCAAGAGAUCCUAGCAGCUUGGAAGCACUUUAGUCUCUACACGAACGCCGAGCCGUGCACGAUGUGCCUGAGCGCUAUUCGAUGGGCUGGUUUCAAAGAGGUCAUCUACGGUACUAGCGUGCGAACUAUCGCCGAGAGUAAGUGGGGGAUCCAUCGUGGAAGUAGUUCGCUGUUCUGUCCUCGUUUACUGACAAAACUCACUCUGACUCGCGCAGAUGGACGCAAUCAGAUCUACAUUCCUUCGAACCUGGUGCUCGAGAGGAGCUACUCGUUCGGACAUGCGACUCUGAUUAUCAGCCUUCUCCACCGAAAAGCAUCGACUUGCGUGACGGUGCUAACAUUCACAUCUUUACCUGACUGGACGACGAUCGCAGCUGUGGGCUGUCACAGAACACGAGUCGGCGAUGCCCGCGUCAAGACUUGCGAGCCGGUUUCUGAUUGGCACAAGCUGGUUGACCUCAGCCAUGCCGCGGAUGCUCGCAUGGGAACUCAGCCGACGCCUAAAACUCCACUUCACAUAGAACUGUAA